Molecule: messenger RNA, 2950 nt
Organism: Strongylocentrotus purpuratus (purple sea urchin)
Lineage: Eukaryota; Metazoa; Echinodermata; Echinoidea; Camarodonta; Strongylocentrotidae
Product: E3 ubiquitin-protein ligase TRIM71-like
Exons: 1
Coding region: 779-2656 (625 amino acids)
Biological process (GO): positive regulation of DNA-templated transcription
Cellular component (GO): chromatin; nucleoplasm
Molecular function (GO): zinc ion binding; ubiquitin-protein transferase activity
Source: RefSeq, a predicted model, not a curated record
CGUCUGUGGGAGGUGUCUGGACUUAGACACCUAAACUAUCACACAGGUAAUAACAUUUGGAUGCAUCAUAUAGUGAUCGUUCAUAUUUAUCCAGGGCCUUAUUGAAACCAUUUGAUUGUUUACACACAUUUUGUUACAUGUAUUGUUGACAUUUAAUCUUUUUUUAAAUAAAUAAUUACUAUUAAUGCAAAGGCGUUGAACCAAGGGCCAUCAGGGUAGUUACCCCCUCUAAAAAAUACCAGAUUGGCUUUUAAUAAUUUUUAUCAUACAAUACACGCUUUAAUAAAUUAUGUUGCCCCUCCCCAUUGUAAUAAUGGAUCGACCUAAGUGCUUCAUAAUUGUCAUGCGUGACGGUUACAUUUCACAUUUAAUUUUCAUCAUUCAAAAUCAAGAACGCGUGAAACUCAAAUCCGUACGUGGUAUUGGUAAACGCGGCCGCCGCCCCGCCCUUACGUGGAUCUGGUUAAGGUUGAGUGUUGACAUUUUCAUAAUUCUGCAGCUUACUUUAGGCAUGUAGUCUCAUUCUACAUUACGCUAACUGGUAAAUUAUCUCCAAUGAGGGACCAGAUGUAACAGCGUUUGUUGCCGAGCUGUCAUUUAAUUACCCUAAUAGAUCUACAUGUGAUAAUUUCUGGAUAACGUGGUGCUACAUUAAUCGCCGAUAGUAGAUAACUGUUUUGCUGAUCGGAUGCAGCUAUCUCAAUGACAAUCUGUAGUGGUUUGGACUUUGUCCCCCGAUACACAUUAUUCAAGCAAGCACUAUCCAAAUAUAGCCGUAAUGGCUGAAAAGGGAGAAGACAAGUUAUUGACUUCACUGAACCUGUCAUGUCCUUUGUGCUUGGAAGUGUUCAAGGAUGCAACUCUUCUCACUUGUGGACACACCUUCUGUCGCAAAUGUCUUCAGAACUAUGACGAGACCCACAGCGAACUUCCUGACAUGGUUUGUCCCCUCUGCAGAUUGCCGACUAAACUGGAGGAGGAUCGUGUGUCUGGGCUCCCCGCUAACGUUACUGUCAAUGGACUGGUGGAGGAAUGUCGUUCCCCCAAUGAGGGUCAUGGAUCUCUUGAAGAUGUUUUCAAGUGCACAGCCUGUGAAUUUGGAAAGGAUGCAGUUUCCUUUUGCAUCUCUUGCAGUCAUUACAUGUGCGAGGACUGUCAUGGCGGUCACUGCAAGUUAAUAACAUCAUUUUUCAAGGGUCACCAGGUAGUUUCUUUGGAUGAUGUGAAGGAGAAGAAUAUCAGCAUUGAUGAGUUGUCCUACAAAUGCUCCGUGCACAAGCGAGAUGACAAAGAUUUGUUUUGCGAGGACUGUAAGAUGUUUAUCUGCUAUAAGUGUACGAUCGUGGGUCAUCGUGGUCACAUCAUCAAGAACCAACCCGACGUUGAGAAUGAGCUGAAGGGUAUAGUAGACCGUCUUAUCACACGCUGUGAUUCUAACAUAGCAUCACUGAAGCUAAAUAUUGAAGUCAUUGAAACCAAGAAGGAGGGAGUUCUUGAUGCUGCCCAGAAGCUACGGGCUGAUGUCAUGGAGGCAGUUCAUGGGAAGAUUAACCAGCUACAAGAGGAUGAGCGUAUGCUUCUUGGACAAAUUGAUGCAUUGCAGGAGAGGUGUGACGGCGACCUAGAUGCCUUAAGGGAGUAUGACCUACAGAGGAUCAACUGCAUCUCCCGGUCAAUGACCAUGAUGCAGGACGGCAUCAAGACGCGCCAUCUUGAGAUGGAUAAAUUAGCUGCACACUCGAUAGUUUGCGAGGAACUGGACAAUCUUCUGCUCGAGACCCUUGACGACACGUCUGCAACGGAUAUAGUGGAGAGCGUGCAAGAAGUGAGAUUUCUUCCUACCGAUGAUAUGCAUCAAGAAAUCGGGCAGUUCUCAAAUCCGUCUUGUAGAGUCCUCAGCAAAUUCGAGCUACCUAAACACAUACAAGGAAUGGUCAAGAAAACCAUCAACAGCGUUGUUAUUGCCCAAUACGGUGGACAGAGUGUCAUCAGCAUUGAUUCCAAUGGCGAGAAGCAGGACAUGCAGAAGUUACCGUCAAUGUUCUAUUACGACAUUGCCUUUCAAAGCAGGUCCAAGAUGGUGGUAUCUUCCAAUUCCUACUAUGAAAUCCAUGUGCAUGCCAAGGAUGGAUCUCGCUUAGCAACGAUGGAGAUACCACGGGGUGGCGACUAUCCCAGGGUGAGCAUAGGUCCCUCAGAUGAGAUCCUGGUCGCUAAUAAGUCAAACCAGGUCUUCAUCUAUGAGUCAAGUGGUCAAACCCUGACGCACACCGUACCGACUGCCAGCGCACCGAAGCAAGCUUUUGCUACCAUGUCAGGUGCCAUCGUCACGAGUUCUUGUGAUGCCAACCCUAGUGUGGUACAGGUCUACGACAGGGAUGGUAGGGCAGGAGAAGCCAUUCGAGCUAGCCAAGGCGAAUACCUCUACCCUGCUGUGGAUAGUAAGGACAGAGUCUUCAUUGCAAGAGUCAAGAAGGGUAGAGUUCAGAUCGCACUCUACGAACUGGAAGGCCUUGAUCUAAGGAAGAAAGCACAGUUUGAAGAACAGAAAGUAGCCACUGGUAGCAACGCAUGUUAUUUGGUUUGCCUGUCCCGUAGCAUGCUUGCAUUAGCCAGUGGAUGUUGGCUUUACUUUGUCAAGGUUCCCUACAUCUAAACUGCAUAUCACUGGUUGAUAAGGAGACUUUUUACUUCCGGGGGGGGGGGGGGCUUUAGGGGUAUUGGAUGUGACACCCCAUUCAGAACUUCUAUUGGCAACAAAAAGAGAGGAUAUUUCAUUUUAGAUAUAGAACAACAAAAUGCUGUCUGCAAAUUUCAAAACCUGAGAGCCCCCACCCCCACCUGUUCAUAUUAGAAGAAGAAAAACAUUGGCAAACUCAUCUGCAAGUUCGAUCCAUUUGACACCAGUUAACGGGGUUAAUGGCAUCACCUCCAUCUAUUUCGUAUUUCG